Molecule: messenger RNA, 3160 nt
Organism: Linderina pennispora
Lineage: Eukaryota; Fungi; Kickxellomycota; Kickxellomycetes; Kickxellales; Kickxellaceae
Product: cytochrome P450
Exons: 10
Coding region: 1-3153 (1050 amino acids)
Cellular component (GO): cytosol
Molecular function (GO): oxidoreductase activity, acting on paired donors, with incorporation or reduction of molecular oxygen; monooxygenase activity; FMN binding
Source: RefSeq, a predicted model, not a curated record
AUGACAACAGCCGAAUAUCCAGAUGCAGCUGUGGACAGUGGCGCAAUGGUGUGCCCGGCCAUGCAUGGCAGGGCCGAAGAAGUAACGGCAUUUGUGGUUGUCGUCGAGCAGGGCAAGUCGGUUGAGGAAGGCGUCAUCGUAUCGUUCGGCAGCAAUUCGUCAAUGAAGCAGCUGCGCCAGUCUGUUGCUGCAAAGCUCAAGAUUGCCGACGCCGAUGGAAUCACGCUUCUCAGCAGCCAGGAGGGCAGCGAGGCCGCCUAUGUGCAGACCGCAUCUGUGCGUCGCGCAAUCCCCUACAUAAAGGGCUACCCGGUGGUUGGGAUCGUGCCCAUGAUUAUCCGUGACACGCGCGAGUGCCUAUCUGCGCCUUUCUAUGUCUUCUCUACACACGUGGUGGCCACCCGCGAUCCGGCGUAUUUCUACAAGAAGGUCCAGUUCCCGUUCUCCGAGGUUCGCCAGGUGGGCGGCACCGGCUUGUUUACCACUGGCACACCGACUGCUUAUGCCGCGUUCUCGGUCAGCGCAAUGAAGAUUUACAACGAGGAGAUGGUGCAGGUUGCGCUCGACCACCAACAAUCUCGGUGUCGCAGUAUGCAGCCAACGAGCCUAUUGACGUUCAUGACGCUUGCAACCAACAUUACCUUCCAGACCAUCGGAAAGGUCGGUUUCGGCUACGAUUUCAAGUUGCUGGAGAGCAAGGAUGCACCUAUGAGCCCAUUCCUGAUCGGCAUGAACUACUGUCUGGGCCAGGUCAAGACGCGUAUAACUCGCACGGCAUACUGGAAGCACCUGCCACUUGCCUCCAACUACCGCUUCGACGCUGAGAUGCAGGGCAUGAAGGACACAGUGCGCCAGGUGAUUGAGGAGCGCCGAAAGUCGCUGGAUGCGACCAACAUGAAAAAGGACCUGCUCGGCUUUAUGCUCAAUGCCGCGCCCCAGAUGAGAAUGGCAACCUGCGAAACAUCGGCCAACACGCUUGGCUGGUGCCUGUAUUUGCUCGACAAGCACCCGAAAGUCCAGGACGCGGUGCUGCAGGAGAUUGUUGACCUUGGGAUCAAGCCCGGUGUUCGUCCCGAGGCAAAGCAGCUGAACAGGCUAAAGUACCUGACGCAGGUAAUCAAGGAGACUCUGCGUCUUUUCCCUCCUGUCAACAACAUCGACAAGUACUGCGAGCAGGACUGUGUCCUUCCGGGUGGGCACCUAAUCGAGGCUGGGACCAUCAUUCGGCUGCACGCGUGGAGUAUCCACAGAAACCACCGGAUAUAUCGCGAUGCAGACAAGUUCGAUCCGGACCGUUUCAACGAACAGAAUAUCAAGGACAUCCCGUCUGGUGCUUGGAUCCCGUUCUCGUCGGGCCAGCGGGCCUGCAUUGGCCAGUCGCUUGCGCUGAUGGAGCUUCGUGCUGUGCUGGCCAUAGUGCUGUGCAAGUACAAAUUCAGCACCGUUGGCAACAAGACAAUCGAUUACGACCCCAGUGCUAUCACUACUCGUCCGCUGGACCUGUUCAUGACUGUCGCCCAGCGCACCGAGUACCCCGAACCCCGCACCGACACGUCGGCUGAGCUAGCAGUCGGUCUUGAUGCUUCGUCGCUGGACGUUGGCAAGCUUUCAGCUGCUGCAAUCGCGGGUGGUGAUUUGCCCAAUGUCACUGUCGCGUUCGGAUCCAACAUGGGCGCCAGCGAGGAUUACGCAGUGCAGAUGACUGAGCAGCUGCAAAAGAUGGGCUUCCCUCAGGUGACAUUGACGACUCUGGACGAUUGGGAUGUUGCCGCCGCUGCACCACUCCGCACUGACGUUCUGGAUGGCGUCGACUACCUGGUGUUUGGCACGGGAAACUCGAUGUGGCGCACGUUCCAAAAUUUUGGCGACUCCAACGAGGAUCUUGAGGAGGACUACAUGCAGUGGUCAUUGCGUACAUGUGCUAUGCUUGCUGCCAAGUACAGGUCCAGUAGCGAGGGCUAUGCGGAAGCAGUUGCUGUGCCCAAGUCGCUGCCGUUCAAUAUUACCUUGGUUGACAGCACUGCCGCGGCUCCAUUCAGAAUCGCUUCAGAAAAUGCCACCAUCAAAGCCAACCAGGAGCUGCAGGAUUCCUCGGGCAUUCAGUACCAGACCGGCGACCAUCUCAACGUGUACCCAGUCAACAAGCCCGGUGUGGUGCGUGAGGUCUCAGCAGUCCUGGAUGUGGACCUGGCAUCAGUUGUUGAGCUGGAGCAGACAUCGGAUUCCUCGCGGUUCAGUCGCUCAGCUGCCGCUGCCAUGCAAAGGGCACCGUGCUCGGUGUCUGACGCACUCCAGUACGUGUGUGACUGGAAGGAGGCGCCCUCGCGCGAGCUGGUUGUUGCUCUGGGUGAGGUUGCUGGCGACGAUCCUGCAUACGAUGUCCUGCGCAAGGCCGCUGACGACGUCAACACGCUGGGCAAGCAGUCGCCUGGCUGGAGCGGGUUCAUUUCGCAGACUCGCACAGUUCCGUUCGGGUCGAUUCUGCACUUUGUGUCGGCCAUGACUCCUCGUCGCUACUCGAUCGCCAGCUGCCAGCCCGUAGUUGGAAACGAAGUACAUCUUUCGGUUGCAAUCGUCGAUGACAUCGUCAAUGGUCGCUCGUAUAGCGGCCUGGCAACGGAGUACCUUGCAUUGCUGGAGCCUGGUUCCCGUGUUUCGGUUUCUCAUCGUCCUGCCCAAGCAGAUUUCCACCUGCCGUCCCCACCGGGUGUCCCAGUCCUGUUCGUCGGUGCCGGCACUGGAGUCGCGCCGUUCCGCGGCUUCCUGCAAGAGAUGAAGCAGGCAGGUACUGGCGAUGCCACGCUAUACUUUGGCUGCCGCAGCCCAGAGUACGACUACCUCUACAAGGACGAGCUCGAGCAAUACAUGCAGAGCGGCACACUGGCCAAGCUGCAGCCUGCGUUUUCGCGUGUUGGUAGUGAGCGCAAGUAUGUGCAGCACCACAUUUCUGCCGAUGGUGCUAAGAUCUGGGAUCUGCUGGACAGUCAGAAGGCGCAUGUUUAUGUGUGCGGCUCUGCAAGCAAGCUAGCCAAGGAUGUUGUCAACACCAUGCUUGACAUAUUCCAGACCCAUGGCCACCUCUCGUCCGACGAUGCGAGCAAGUAUCUUGCUGACCUGGUCGCAGCUGGUCGGUACGUGGAGGACGUGUGGUAAAGGCUUG